Molecule: messenger RNA, 3720 nt
Organism: Penicillium antarcticum
Lineage: Eukaryota; Fungi; Ascomycota; Eurotiomycetes; Eurotiales; Aspergillaceae
Product: PT repeat family protein
Exons: 1
Coding region: 1-3720 (1239 amino acids)
Source: RefSeq, a predicted model, not a curated record
AUGGCGACCGUUGAGCAGCUCCUUUUCCGUGCCGACAGUGAUGUCCUGCCCAAAGAGCCUACCAUGGACUCUGUUCCCGAUUCAAUUGUCACAGAUGAAAAAUCUGCUACCGUCACUGCACCCGAAGUGACCGAGUCACCAGAGCUCGAGAAAGCUCCUCUCGAGGAGCCUGUGACUUCUGAAGCUCAAGAGAAGAUUGCUGAUUCUACUGCGACAUUGGUUGAGCCCGAAACUGCUGAGAAGGAAGCACACAUCGAGCCCGAACCUUCGGCCGUAAAGGCUGAGAAGGUUGAGACCAACACCGAUGCCGAAGCUGAGGCUAAGGCCGAUGAAAAGGAGGAGAUCAAAGAGUCCACAGCACCCGUCACUGAAGAGGUAGCUCCUGCUGUGACAUCAGAGAAGGAGGCAGCUCCCGAGACUGAGACCGCCAACAUUCCUGCAAAGGAAGAGACUACCGAAACCACUGAGGCCCCUGCUGCCGCUGAGGAGAAGCCCGUUGAAGCUGUUGUCGAAGAAGCCAAGCCCGAGGAGGCUGCACCAGUCGCUGCCGAGCCCGAAAAGACCACAGAAGAGACCUCCGCCGACAAGGUCGAGGAGACUAUCUCCGAGACUCAAUCUGCAGAGGCUGCAGUCGAAGAGCUCGCACCCGUCGAAGCUUCUAAGGUGGCCGAGCCUCAGCCUGAGGCCCCCGCCGCAGGAGAGACCAAACCCGAAGAGGCCACCGAGUCAGCUGUCGAAGAAACCAAGCCUGUCGAGAAGGCCGUCGAAGCCACUGAGGCCCCAGUGACCGAGGAACCCGCCGCUGAAGCUCCUGUUGAGAAGGCCAAGGCCACCGAAGAGGUUGCCGCUCCCACUGCUGAGCGCGUCGCCGAGGAGAAGCCCGUUACCGAAUCGGCCCCCGAAGCAUCGAAGACUGUCGAGGCUGCCCCCGAGCCCCCCGUGGAGGAAUCGAAGGCUGUCGAAGAGACUCCUACCCCUGCCGAGCCUGUGACUGAAGAGGUUGCUGAGCCCAUUGCUGAUGCCACCGCAGAGGAGACUAAGGUUACGCAAGAGGUUCCCGAGCCUAUCGCCGAUGAGAAGGCUAUCCCCGAGGCACCCGUGGACGAGAGUAAGGCUACCGAAGAGGUUGCCGCCCCCGUUGCUGAGCCUGUUGCCGAAUCGACCGAGGAAUCCAAGGUCGAGGCCGUUCCCGAGCCCGUCAAGGAGCCCAUUGCUGAGGAGAAGCCUGCCGCCGAGGCCGUCGAGGAGACCAAGGCUACCGAGACCACCCCCGAAACCACCGAGGAGCCUAUCGCCGAGGAGAAGCCCGUCGAAGCCCCCGUCGAGGAGGCCAAGACUGUCGAUGUUGCUGAAGUCGCCGAGGAGAAGGCUAUUGCCGAACCUGCCGCUGAAUCCACUGAAGAGGCUAAGCCCGCCGAAGUUGCUCCUGAAGUAUCGGAGGAGACUGUUGUCGAGGAGCCCAAGCAGACUGAGGACGUCGCUGAGCCUGUCAAGGCGGCUGUGAUUGAAGAGUCUGUUCAAGAACCCGCUGUUGAGGCUGAGGCCGAGAAGACUGUCGAGCCUACUGAGGCUGUUUCUGAGGAGCCUGCUACUAAGGAGGUCAAGGCCGUUGCCGAGUCCACCGAGACUGUCGCUGAGCCAACCAAGGAGGAGCCCGAGGAGACUCCUGUUGAGCAGCCCGCCACCGAGGAAUUGGUUGCUGAGCCAGUCAAGGAGGUCGAGGCUGUUGAGCCAGUUGCUGAGAAGACUGAACAGGUUGUUGAAGAGCCUGCUGAGGUCAAGGCUGCUGUCGAGGAGCCUGCUGCUACUGCCGCUGAGGAAAACACCGAGACUCCUGCUGUCGAAACCGCUGCCGUUGAGGCCACUCCCGAAGUCGCCGCUGAGGCCACCGAGGAAACUGCUCCCGCAGCUGUCGUCGAGGAGAAGGUUGAGGAGUCUACCGAGGCUGGGCCUGUCCAGGAGACCGCGGAGAAGACCACCAAGGAGGUCCCUGCUGUCGAAGCGCCUGUCACUGAAGCUCGUAAGGAGGAAGCCCCCGAGGCCGCGCCUGUUGAGGCCACUGUCGUCGAGGCUGUGGCUCCUGUUCCCGAGGAGACUCCCGCUCCCGCUGCUGUGGUUGUCAAGGAGACCACUGAGGCCAUCCCCGCAGAGACCGCUGAGGAGGUCGCCGUUGAGGAGCCUAAGGAGGUUUCCAAGACCGAGGAAGUGACUGAGGCUGCUGUCGAAGAGCCAAUUGCUGAGGCUGCGGCUCCUGAGCCCGUUGCUGAGGUUCCCGCUGUCGAAGAAACUCCCGUCGAAGCUGCCGUUGAGACCUCUGCUCCCACCGACAUUGCUGAGGAGAAGACGAAGGAGAAGGAAGCCGAGGCUGUCCCUGCCCCUGUUGAGGAACUCGUUUCUAAGGAUAUUGAGCCUUCCACUGCCGAGGAAGAGGUGGCCAUUGGCGCUGCCGCUGUCGCUGCCGGCAUUGCUGCUGUCGGCGCGGCUGCUGCCACCGAGGAGACUUCUGAGCCCGUUGCCGAGAAGGAGAUUGCUGACGUUGCUGCUGUUCCUGAGCCUGUCGCUGAGGAAAUUGCUGAGACGGUCGCCGAGACUGUCGCUGAGGCCACUGAGCCCGUUGCCGAGCCAGUCGCUGAGACUGCUACUGAGCCAGUCGUUGAAGCCGUUGUCGAGGAGGACAUUCCCGAGACUGUUCCUGCUGUGCAGGAGCCUGCAACCGAAGCUCCCGCCGUCGAGAUGGUUGAAGAGGUGAAAGAGACCGCUGUUGAGGAACCCGCCCAAGAGCCCGAGGUUACCCAGGAGACUAAGCUCGAGGAAGCUGCUGCCCCUGGCCCAGUUGCCACUGAGACUGUUCCUGAGCCCGCCAAGGCUGAGGAGUCCACCCCCGAGGAGGCUGCUAAGACUGAGGAAGAGAUCCCGGCUGUGGCUGAGCCUGUCGUUGACGAGCCUACACAGGAGACCAAGCUCGAGGAAGCUGUCGCCCCCGGCCCAGUUACCACUGAGGCUGUCCCUGAGCCCACUGCGGUGAAGGAGGCCGAGCCUGUGGCUGAAGCUCUCGCUGAGACUCCCGCCGCCCAGAAUAAGCAGGAAGAUUCCAAGGAUGAUGCUCUUACUUCCGAGAUCCUUGGUGGUGCCGCCGCUGCCACUGCUGCAGUAGCCGUCACCGCCGCUGGCGCAGCCGCUCUCGCUCACGAGGAGUCCCCCAAGGACCAGAAGGAUACUCAGGCCGUUGAGGCAAGCAAGGAGCCAACCGUCGAGGCUGACAAUCAGCCCGAGGCUCCCGCCGCCAACACUCAGCCCCAAGACGGUAAGCCAACACCGUUCUAUCUCUCGCAGCAACCCUCUGCCAUGUCGUUCGAAGCUGAUCCCAGUCUUGCAGCCCUCGCUGGUGACCGCGAUGCUCUGCUCAACAAGCUCAACCAGCCCUCCACUGACCAGCUGACCGCUGCCUCCACUGACAAGACCGCCGAGCCCGCUCAGACAGAGAGUCAGCCCGCUGUCGAACCUUCCCAGGAGACCACCGAGUCUUCCAAGCCCUCCGACGCCCUUGCGCCCAAGAACAACGAUGAUGAUGCUCGCCCAGCGAGCCAGAACCGGUCAGUGACUGCUGUUUCUCUGAAUAACGCACCUGACAGCUGGCUCAAGGCCAUCCUGCGCACUGUCUUCUCGGGCUUCUUUGGAGCCAUUUUCUCUCCCUUCCGUCGUGGAAAGUCCUCCAACUAG